Molecule: messenger RNA, 456 nt
Organism: Cladophialophora psammophila CBS 110553
Lineage: Eukaryota; Fungi; Ascomycota; Eurotiomycetes; Chaetothyriales; Herpotrichiellaceae
Exons: 2
Coding region: 1-456 (151 amino acids)
Source: RefSeq, a predicted model, not a curated record
AUGGCGUUCAAAUUGCUCGUCCUGCUCUCAGCUCUACCCUCUAUCUUCCCUCGGUUCGCCUCCGCGAACUACGAGAGUUGGACCGGGCUUCCCUACUGCGCACAAGACUGCUUCAGCAAGGCAAUCAAUGAUUCUCUCUCGACCUGCACCGAUGUGUCGCUUGACUGCUUCUGUCGGAAUACUGACGCUGCUAAGAAGUUCGACUUCUGCCUCGAGACCAAUGUACCUUGUGACUCGAACCCUAUCAACAACGAUGUCGAGAUCUUCAAGAAUCGUGUCUUCUGCAACGCCUCCGCCAACAGUGGCUUCAAAUACACGGUGAUCAAGGGCGCCAUGACCGUCACACUGGGAUCAGCUUCCGGGGGCGAUGAAGCAGCCACAGUCUCGGAUUCUGAUCAGACGCAGGCAUGUUACCAUGUCACACUGACAACCCAACUGCAUGGUUCGAAGGACUAA